Messenger RNA from Ipomoea nil (Japanese morning glory), 1679 nucleotides. RefSeq lists its product as uncharacterized. The transcript has 8 exons. Gene Ontology annotation, molecular function: metal ion binding. The coding region runs from base 134 to 1558 and encodes 474 amino acids. The record is from RefSeq and is a predicted model, not a curated record. Lineage: Eukaryota; Viridiplantae; Streptophyta; Magnoliopsida; Solanales; Convolvulaceae.
CGGCAAAGGUCACCGGAAAGUGAAAGGACACAGGCUCUGAAAGACGGCGAUCCAGAUUUCCGCCAGGGUCGCGGUUUCAGCUUAAUCAGGAGAGGAAUUUGAUUUUACCGUGUUGCAAAAACCUAUUCAAGGUAUGGAGAAAGUGGUUGCUACAGUCAGUGGAUACCAGGGCACCGAGCGAUUCAAUCUCAUCAAAUUGAUUGCCAAGGCCGGUGGAAACUAUGUCGGGGCAAUGAGUGUUUCCAUUACACACCUGGUAUGCUGGAGAUUUGAAGGAAGGAAAUUUGAACUUGCUAAGAAGUCAAGAAAUACAUUCAUUGUUAACCAUAGGUGGAUUGAGGACUGUAUUAAGAAAGGAAGACGUGUUCCAGAGCAUCCUUAUACAGUACAAUGUGGGCAAGAAGUAGGGCCACUGCUGAUGAACAUCACACAAGUUGGUGAAGGUAAUCAAUCCAGUGGGUGUAAUCAUAAAGAACCACAGAUUGACACUGAGGUUGAGGAAUAUUUUCCUGAUCCUGAUAUAGCCAAGCCUAAAUCAAGGAAGAAAAUGAAAAAUAGAAGUCUUAAGUGUGACCGUAACUUAAGCAGUAGAUUUGAUCAUUAUGAUUCUUCUAUGUCAGGCUCAUGGAGGAUGGAGACAGAGGAACUGAGUCCUGAGCCUGCAGUAUUUCUUAAACCAAAGAAGGGAAGCAUGGGCUUGCCAGAAACUUCUCUUAAACGUCGUAGACUGGUGAAGAAGAAUAUUAGUGAUGUAUUGGAGAUUUCAGAUUCAGAAGAACUGAGCCCGCAAAUUCGGACUCUGCCAGAACAUGAAAGUGCCAUGCAGUCUAAUAGUGCAAAUAUUGGGAGGCAUGAUCACACAUCAAAUAACAGUCAAACAACUAGAAUUAGCUGCCCUGAGGAUCACACAAAUGGGAUUGAAGUUCCAGGUGAUACUGAAGAAGUGCUAAAUGUGACCAUUGGGGAAACUUUAGAGAAUGAAGGUGCAUUGGCUUCCCCAUUUAAAUCUCCACUGGAGCAGAGACGGAUUGUUGAUGUAGAUCAGAAAGAAGAUGAAAAUUGUGUGAAACUGCCCACAUCACCAGCACUCUCCUGUGUCAUAUGCUGGACAGAUUUCAGCUCAUCCCGGGGGUUGCUGCCUUGUGGCCACCGUUUUUGUUUCUCAUGCAUCCAAAGCUGGGCAGAUCAAAUGGUAUCACGUGGAAAAACUUCAACAUGCCCCCUGUGCAAGGUUGGUUUUACUAGUAUUACCAAGGUUGCUGACGCUGAACCCUCUGAUCAGAAAAUAUAUUCACAAACCAUUCCACAAGACCGUCCAGGAACAGACAUUUAUCUUCUCCCUGAUGGAGAAACAUCGCAUUUUCCAGCUAAUCCAGCAAUGCCUCCAGUCUGCUGUCAAUGUUCUUCCCGAGAACCCGAGGAACUUCUCAUCAACUGUCACGUUUGCCAGACUCGCUGUAUACAUGCAUAUUGCCUGGAUCCUCCACUGCAUCCAUGGACGUGCAUCCACUGCCAGGAUUACCAGAGACGUUUUGAAACUUACCGUCGCAUUUGGUAAUAUAUAAACCAUUUAUUUACCAUUUGGAAAUUCUUGUUUAUUUAUUCUGUAUGUGAAAGGAAUCGAUUGCCAUACAGAGUAGUAUUACAUGAAGGGGUAGGGAAAACUAAUUUUACUUCUA